AUGUUUUCAGGUGCAUUGAAACCGGAAUCGAAAGGAGUAUGCAUAUCUAAAGGAGGCCGGUUUGCGCCAUAUGAAUCAGAAGGAAAGCCUCCUAAAUCUGUUAGCAGAGGAUCCAAGGAUCUUACUCUGUGCAGAGUGUUCCGCAAAAGGACUUGUUGUUCUCCUGCUCAGACAAACCCUGCUUUCGUUGCUGUCAGAAACUUGGCUACUUAUGGAGAAGCUAGUGAAGACUGUCUGCAUUUGUUCGAGUUAUUGGAGUGUUCCAUCUGUAACCCGAAUGUUGGAAUCCAACCGGGUCCUCCUCGCAUUUGCGCCUCGUUUUGUGACAGAGUCUUUGAUGCUUGCAAAGACGCAUACUUCGCCAGUAAUCCACUUACACAGGUGAUUGGUCCUUGUGGAGUAAACAACGAUAUCAUCUGCGUAAAGGCCUCAAAUUGGGAGUCCAAUGGCACAGCGUUCUGUGAAGCAGCUGGUUUUGCUGUUCAAGCAAAUGAGGAUUCCAGAGAAAAGCCGUGUUACGGAAGUAAAGCAAGCCUAGAAUCAGUGGUGGAAUCAUGGUCAAGAGACUCCCGGAAGAAGACGCCUUUAAAGACUGAGACUUUGUCAUAUUUUAAAGACCUUCUGCAAUGGGUUCGCGGCAUGAAAACGAGUCAGAAGAUUUCUUUGGGAGUGUCGUUUCUUGUGGCGGGAAUGUUCUUGAUCAGGCAAUGGAGUGACCGUAAUCAGAAGCAGCGGCUAGCUGCGAUCCAGAGGACCGCUCAUAGAUUGGGAGGGAACGCGAAUGGGAAUUCAUACAGUGCAGCUAUAAAUAGAAGAAUAGUUCAAAGUUGA
Microthlaspi erraticum is the source of this 831-nucleotide messenger RNA. The record is from the annotation of a GenBank genome assembly. NCBI's taxonomy places the organism in Eukaryota, Viridiplantae, Streptophyta, Magnoliopsida, Brassicales, Brassicaceae.